Molecule: messenger RNA, 2814 nt
Organism: Chaetomium globosum CBS 148.51
Lineage: Eukaryota; Fungi; Ascomycota; Sordariomycetes; Sordariales; Chaetomiaceae
Exons: 8
Coding region: 1-2814 (937 amino acids)
Biological process (GO): glycolytic process
Cellular component (GO): cytoplasm
Molecular function (GO): potassium ion binding; magnesium ion binding; pyruvate kinase activity
Source: RefSeq, a predicted model, not a curated record
AUGGCGGGGCGCUCGCCCAGCGCCGAUCUUAGGCCAGGGUCUUGGUACGUCGACUACAAGAACAUUACCAAGGUGAUCGAGCCUGGGCGUGUCAUUUACGUGGACGACGGCGUGCUGGCGUUCGAAGUGCUCGAGAUUGUCGACGAGAAGAACAUCAAGGCGCGGGCGCGCAACAACGGGUACAUCUCGUCCCGCAAGGGCGUCAACCUGCCCAACACGGACGUCGACCUGCCCGCCUUGUCUGAGAAGGACAAGAACGACCUCCGGUUUGGCGUCAAGAACAAUGUUGACAUGGUUUUCGCUUCUUUCAUUCGGAGGGGCAAGGACAUCCAGGAUAUCCGCGAGGUCCUUGGUGAAGAGGGCCGCCACAUUCAGAUCAUCGCCAAGAUCGAGAACCGCCAGGGUCUUAACAAUUUCCCCGAGAUUCUCGCCGAGACUGAUGGUGUGAUGGUCGCCCGUGGCGACCUUGGUAUUGAGAUUCCCGCCGCCGAGGUGUUCGCGGCCCAGAAGAAGAUCAUUGCCAUGUGCAACAUUGCCGGCAAGCCCGUCAUCUGCGCGACCCAGAUGCUCGAGUCCAUGAUCAAGAACCCCAGGCCUACGAGAGCCGAGAUCAGCGAUGUCGGCAACGCCGUCACUGACGGCGCUGACUGUGUCAUGCUUUCCGGCGAGACGGCCAAGGGUGUCUACCCCAACGAGGCGGUCCGUGAGAUGAGCGAGGCUUGCCUCAAGGCGGAGAACUCGAUCCCGUACGUCAGCCACUUCGAGGAGCUUUGCACCCUGGUCAAGCGGCCGGUGCCGACCGUCGAGUCGUGCGCCAUGGCUGCCGUCCGCGCUUCGCUCGACCUGAACGCCUCUGCCAUCUUCGUGCUCUCCACUUCUGGCGAGUCGGCCCGCCUGAUUUCCAAGUACCGGCCCGUGUGCCCCAUCAUCAUGAUCACCCGCAACCCUUCUUCUUCCCGGUACGCUCACUUGUACCGUGGAGUUUACCCGUUCCUCUUCCCCGAGGCCAAGCCAGACUUCACCAAGGUCAACUGGCAGGAGGAUGUCGACCGCCGUAUCAAGUGGGGGCUCAGCCACGCCAUCGACCUCAACAUUCUCACCGAGGGCGAAACUGUGGUGGUUGUGCAGGGCUGGAAGGGCGGCAUGGGCAACACCAACACGCUGCGGAUUGUCAAGGCUGAUGUCGACCACCUCGGCAUUGAUAAACUCUCCUACCUCCCCCGUUUGGGGUUUUCCCGCGUCGAGGGACCGAUUCUCCCGUUGCACAACCGAACGAGUCCUCCGAUCCGCAAGAAGCCGAGCGAGUACGCCUUGUCCGAUCUCUCCUCCCGUCCGGAGGAUGGACUCCUAUCCUCCUCCCCCGAAAACGAUCGCAAGGGGUUUUAUUCUCCCCGCCGGAGUCCCUCUCCAUCUCUUAGAUACAGCGACAAGUUGAGCGACGGUGGUUCUUCUCGGCCGAAACAGAAGCAACAGCCGUUGUUCGCGGGGCCCCCGCCCCCGAUCGCAACCUCACAAAUGCUCUACCGCGAUGAGGAGGACAGGGACUCAUCACCGACAGCGCCGCAACAUUUAGAAGCAUCAUCAUUCGCCCACAACAUAAACAGCGUACUAUUUGACCGCAGCUCUUCCUCGCACAACGUCACUCGAAGCAGAGACUACGACCCCAAACCAAACGCUAUCUGGCUGAACCUUCAACGCCGCGAACGCGCCCUCCAAAAAGAGCUCCAACACCUCCUCGACGCCCAAUCCACCGGGCUCGCCGCCAACCUCGAACCACACCCCACAAACCCCAACAGCACCCCCUCAGACGCGAGUGACGCCGGCGCUCGGAGCAUAACCCCAACCAACACCACAUCCACCGCUCCUUCCUCUCGCGGGACGUCGACGCGGCGGCACGUCCUCUUCAGCGACCAACUCCCCGCCGCGCCCCGCACUCUCACAUCCUCCGGCACGCUGGUGCCCGUGCGGCAGCCGCGGUCGCGGCCUGGUGGGCAGGGCGGGUUACCCGAGUCCCCUGGAGGGACGGAAUUCUUGCGGCUGAGGCCGGAGAGGAGGACAGCGGAAAUGGCGAGGGAGUGGUGGGAAGGGGAGGUGGACAUACUGGAGAGGAGGAAGGAGGAGGUGGAUAAGGAGAGGGCUGCUCUCGAGGCCGGCGUGGAGGUGUGGACUGGAGCGGUGAAGCUUGUGUCAGACUUUGAAACGGAGUUGAGGAAGGAGAUGAAUGGGGUGGGAAACAAUGCGACGAGCAAUGGGAAGGGCAAGGGAAGAGAAGGUGAUCCGCCGUCGCCGACAGCACCCGAACAAACUAUGUAUGCGCAGCUGGACAAGAUGCGCGCUGUGAUGAGGGGCCUGGAGGAGCGGUUACAAAUCACGGAGGAGAAUGGGUGGAACCUGCUCAUAUGCGCUAUCGGCGCCGAGCUGGAAGCGUUUAAGCAGGCGGAAGGUAUGCUGCGCGACACGUUACGCGCUGCGGGUUUUGACGUCGGUGAUGAUGAUGACGGCCGAGAUCAGGGUAGCUCCACGCCACAUAUCGGGAGAUCUACAAACCUGAGGAACUCGGGCCAAGAGCUGGAUGGUGCAAGGCAUAACGAUAACGGCAAAUUGGUCGACUUGCACGAUGAGCCCCGCGAGCUCGACACCAGGGAGCCUGAGAGCGACAAUGAAGUGCCCUCCGACCUGCUAGUCGGCCCGGACGAGGGUCACGAGCUGGCAAGCCCUGCGCUGAGUAGGGAGAGUAAUAAUGAGGUGCCGCCCGAGUUUUUACGGGAGCAUCGUUCUGAUGAGGAGUACCCGGGAUUUCGGGCUAUGACUUAA